Molecule: messenger RNA, 4366 nt
Organism: Conger conger (European conger)
Lineage: Eukaryota; Metazoa; Chordata; Actinopteri; Anguilliformes; Congridae
Gene: sgms1b
Product: sphingomyelin synthase 1b
Exons: 6
Coding region: 534-1733 (399 amino acids)
Biological process (GO): sphingomyelin biosynthetic process; ceramide biosynthetic process
Cellular component (GO): endoplasmic reticulum membrane; Golgi membrane
Molecular function (GO): protein binding; ceramide cholinephosphotransferase activity; sphingomyelin synthase activity
Source: RefSeq, a predicted model, not a curated record
GCCUACAGCUAUGUUUUUUUUGUUUCUGUAAAACGCGUAACUGUUUUCCGUGAAUAAAAUUGUUGAAAAGGAAAAUAAAUCGGUUGACCGACAACAGUAUUUUCUCCCGGUAUGGCUUAGUCAAGGCGUGGAUGGAAAACGGAAUAAAUCACUGCGGGAAACUGCACACAUCUUAUGGCCCCGGACCCGGUAGUGCCCUGGAUAGCUUUCCCUAUUGUCCCCCUUGGGGUUGUCUAUUCGGUGCAACAUAGCUGUGAAGUAUGCAAUGCACCAAGAGGUCAGCAAGGAAAGUGGCUUCUCCGCAGUGCAGUUGUAAGCAGUCUGCAGUAAUCUGACUUCUACAGUGGACGAAACCUUCAUCUGGGUUUGAGUGCAGUAGACUGCUUCCUCCCAAGUGUCUGUGCCCAAUGUCCUUGAUACGCCACGAACAUGAGCAGGGGAGGAGUCUGUGUACUGUAGACCAAUCGAAUCGCUCCUGAUUUCCAUUUGGCUCCCUCUCGCUCCUCUUUGGGCCCUGCCUCCCAAAACUCGAAAUGAAGAACGUGAGCCAGUGGUCGGAGGAGGACGUAUCUCGCUGGCUGACAGAGCUGGGCAUGCAGGAGUACCUGGAGGCCUGCGGGCCCCUGGACGGCCCGGCCCUGCUGGAGCUGUCCAGGGAGGACUUCCGGGGCCCCCCUCUGUCGCUCGUCACCUCCGACGGCGGGACGCACCUCCUGGAGAAGAUCGAGACUCUGAAGAUGGAGCACCACAUCGAGGCGCACAAGAACGGGCACGCCAACGGCCACGUGGCGGGCGACGGGAAGGGCAAGCGGAACGGCGGGCUCAACGGCUUCCGCAAGGACGAGGUGCAGAUCGCCAUCUCCGAGCCGGAGCGCUCGCCGUACCCGCUGGAGUGGGGCAAGACGGCCAUGGCCUUCUGCUACGCCGUCUGCUGCUUCAUCUUCACCACCGUCAUGAUCUCCGUGGUCCACGAACGCGUGCCUUCCAAGGACGAGGACCCCCCGCUGCCCGACAAGUUCUUUGACAUUUUCGACAGAGUGGAGUGGGCGUUCUCCAUAUGCGAGAUCAAUGGCAUGUUACUGGUCGGCCUGUGGCUGCUGCAGUGGGUGCUGUUGAAAUACAGGUCCAUUGUAGGGCGGAGGUUCUUCUUCAUUGUUGGUACACUCUACCUGUACAGGUGUAUCACCAUGUAUGUCACCACCCUUCCAGUGCCUGGGAUGCACUUCAAGUGUGCUCCAAAGCUGUUCGGAGACUGGGAGGCCCAGAUGCGCAGGGUACUGAAGAUGAUCGCCGGAGGAGGCCUGUCCAUCACAGGAUCUCACAACAUGUGCGGAGACUACCUGUACAGCGGCCACACAGUCAUGCUGACGCUCACGUACCUGUUCAUCAAAGAGUAUUCCCCAAAGAGGUUUUGGUGGUACCACUGGUUCUGCUGGAUUCUCAGCGCUGUAGGAAUCAUCUGCAUUCUGCUGGCACAUGACCACUAUACUGUGGAUGUAGUCGUGGCGUACUACAUCACUACACGCUUGUUCUGGUGGUACCACACCAUGGCCAACCAGCAGGUGCUAAAGGAGACAUCUCAAAGUAACUUUUUCUCGAGAGUGUGGUGGUACCGAAUGUUCCAGUACUUUGAGCAGAACGUACCAGGCAUCGUCCCCCGCAAAUACGAGCUGCCCUUCUCCUGGCGAUCUAUGCAGUGGAGCCACUACAAGUACAGCAGGAUAGACACAUAGUGCCUGCCGCGGUGGGGAACGGACUCGCAGAGACUGCCCAAAGUGCUACAGCCCAAUCACAAGAAGACGCCCUGUGAACCCCUCAGCUGUCCCUGCUCCGGCGAUGGCUUCGACGGGUCGAUGUCAAAGGCGUCAGCACUGUGACCUGUGUUCUCCACGGCAUUUCAUUUUGGAACGGUUCAGAGAACAUGUUAUAAGCACUACUUUUAUUGGUAGAUUUUUUGUAUUUUGCAGUUAGCCAGUGCUUCAAUGUAGAUCUGUCGCAUUUCAAUUAUAUCUAUGUAAUUUAAAAAUAUAUAGAUUGUUCUCUUUGAAAUUUGGAUGGAAGUCUGGAAUUUCUAGUAUGGGUUUCCCAGUAUAAAAGGUAUAAUAUGUUAAAAAUAAUUUUGCAUUUAAGAAAAAGUAGUUUUUUUUCCUCUUUUUUUUGAAAAAGAAUAACAUUUUUGUAACUCCUCGUUAAACGUGACAGAGGUGCAAAAAGAUUUUUCUAUGUGCAUCACAAGUUUAUUUUUCAAACUAAUGCUGAGAAGAGAAACUUUUAGAUUUUUACAUUUGAUGAAAGCAUAGCAAACAGACACAAAUAUAAAGUGGUAUUUCAUGUUUUCUAGUGCCUUCCUCAUCUUGAUUGUACAGUCUUUUGGCGUACUCCUUUAUGUAUUUAUGUUUAUUUUAAUAGCAAUGUAAACUGGUACAUGAUUACUUUGGUUUAAACCACAGAGAAGAGGCGUUGUGUGAAAGUGGUUACCCAAAGUGGUUUCACGAAGUUUGUUAAAUGAAGGACAACAACCUCAAAAUGUUUUUUUCAUUUUCUGAAUGUAAGAAAUUAUUUUAGCUAUAGAAAUGUCUUUCCUGGGCGAGCAAGCUUGAAAAAUACAAUGAGAUGACAAUUCCAAAUUUUUUUUUCCAAUUUGAAUGUUACGUUUUUUGUUCAACGAUCAUUGCUGUUCUGUUACCCUAUUUGUUCAUGCCAAACAGCUGUGUGUCUUGGGCUCUGCAGUGUUUGGGUCCCAGGCCUGUACAAUGGAACGUGAAGUAGGGUGACAGUCAUAGCUGGGAGAGGUCUUGUCGGCGUCUUGCCCCGUGGCACCUGCAUGAUGACAAAAAGAAUGUGACAUCCCCCCCCCCCCCAUCCUUGUUCUCCUCUCCUCAAGUCUAUACCUCAGAACUACGCUGUAAACUACCCAAUGAGAGAAACUGCUGUCAGUGAUGCUGUGUUGGGAAGAAGACAAAAUAAAUGACAAACUUCCACAGAUCCUGCACAUUUUUGCUUGGAGUCAUGUUUUUAUUUUUAUUUUAUUUUUUACUUCAUUUUGUAAGACCAUUGCCAUGCCAUUUAUUUACAGAAAAAUGAAUUCAUUUAAUUUUUGUAUUAUUAUUUUUUUUUUUUUUUUUUUUUUUUUUUUUCUAUUUAGCUUGUCUGUGCUGUUUUCCUGUCACAGAUGCUUUUCAAUUGACGUUGCCCCAACUUGUUGUAUGCAUUGCACAGACUUAUUUGGAGUAACCAGAUCUCCCAUCUGCCUUCCGUUCUCCUUAACUACUGCCGGUUUCGGAUAGUAACAGGAGAUUCUGGUGCUAUAUUGCAGUACAGAUUGUCCAUUACAAAAGCUAGACAGAAGGUCCAGUAUCAUUGGUCAUUCCGCUUAAUGAAUUUUCAGAAGAUCCGUGCAGUUUUAGUUUUUCCUUUUGUUUGAAGGAAUGUUUGAUGUUAAGACAGUUGUCGGAUUAGAUCUGUGCUCCAGAUGUCUAAUGUGAGCAAAGGAGUCUACAGAGAGCACUGUGCUGGCCCUAACCCUCCUGACUGGCCGAUGAUGCGUCCAAUCACGUCACUGUGUGGGACACAGUCAGCACCCGCAUGUUUGGCAUUCAAUCCCUGCGAUAUAUCCCUACAGCAGGGAUACUCGAUCUCACCCAGAAAGGGCCGUGUGGGCGCUGACUGUGUAACUGCUUGGUUGGAACAAAAGCCUGCACGCACACUGGCCCUUUCUGGGAAAGAUCCCAAAUCUUUCCCUUCCCUACACCAUGCACCAGCCCGAUAGCCAAGUCUUUGACCCGGCAUCAUUUUUAGUCAAAUCUCUGAAAUACCUGUGUGGGAGAGUAGGAUAAGCUAGUGUGAUGAAGAGCACUGGCUCCACUUGAACACAGCUCACUCCUGGGUGGCCCUCUUGCCAGAACAUUCUGACCCUGUGAUGCGACUCGAAUGGGGGCACACAGCUGAAUCCAGUUGGAUUUAAGCAACUGAAAAUGGUUCAGGUUAUGAACUCAAAACAGCACAGAAGUGUAAAAUGAGAUGUGUAAAGAGUGUAAGGUUUGAGUAAGUUGAAUGGCAUGGAGUGUUCGCUGCGCUAGUUCUGUUCAGAGAGGCAUUUAUUGGCUUGAGUUAUAACGGACUAUGGUUAAGAUUGCAGAUGACUAAAUUGUGUUGCAGGAAAUUAUUAUAACCAAUGAAAGUUCCCAGGUAUGCUCUCAUUGUAAUGUAUGUGUAUGUAUUUACAGAACAUACUGUGUGUGUUCUGUCAGUCUGUUUCCAUUACAUUAUCAGUACGUUGUAUACAUUGGCAAUAAUACUCCAGUCAAAGGUGUAGCCACAUGGGUCCAUUGAAACAGAGAAACCAAAUAAAACUCCUUGCUUCAGA